Clonostachys rhizophaga is the source of this 1818-nucleotide messenger RNA. The record is from the annotation of a GenBank genome assembly. NCBI's taxonomy places the organism in Eukaryota, Fungi, Ascomycota, Sordariomycetes, Hypocreales, Bionectriaceae.
AUGACAAAAGAAAUCGUGAAUAGUUCUGGAUUAGCAGGCCUGCCAAGUGAGGUCCUCAGCGAAAUCAUACGCUCUUUACUUGAUGAAAUCACCACAAACAAGAGAUCGGGCCGUCCACACGACUACGACACACUGGAUCACAAACGUGCAACCGCCCAGUCGACGAAGGCUCUAGUCACUCUUUGUCGCGUCUCGCGCAGGCUUAGGGAAGCUGCCACCAUCUCACUAUAUCGCCAUGUCACACUCGUCCCUCGCAGUCUCCCGGGCUCACCGGAAGCUUCCGAAGCGACAUGCCACGAUGGUGUUGUCCCCUUGACGCUCUUCCUUAGGGCUCUGGUUGAGCGACCUGGCUUGCAGCCUUUGGUUCAAAGUCUUGACUGUCAAUUCUUCUUAAGACAUGCGGAAUCCACGCCUGCUAGUGUGGAAAACCCGGCAUCCGCCAUACGCUACCAGAAAGCUUUCGAGUAUCAUAAACAUAUCAUCGAGAGCACCAAACGGUCCCCCCUGUCCCAGGAAGACUUGAUCUUAGAGCAUGUCGCGGCCACCGAUCAUGGCCGUGUCAACGAUACUUCCGAGCGUGCAUUGGCUGCCAUUCUGUGCUUGACCCCUAAACUACGGGCUAUUUCAUUAGCUCCCUUGCCCGCUUCAAAGUGGCUCAUUAUUACCUUCAAUGACGCCGAAUUCUUUGCUGCUCAAGAUGAAUAUCACUAUCAUACAUUAGCUUCGCUAGUAGAGAGCGCCCGCCAGAGCAAAAUUUGCCCUGGCGCGCUACAACACCUGCAGGCAGUUCGGUUUACCGCCUUGUUUGGCUUCAAGGCCUUUGCUGGCUUGGAGGUCGUUCAUCAUCCUGAGUAUGACCCUACUCGCCGCCUUUGUGCUGGUUAUACGUUCCCGUUGUCAAGCUGUCUCAAGCUCUUACUAGGGCCCAAUAUUACUGAGUUUGAGGCUGAUGCCGUGGAUAAGUAUCAUCCCGACGACUUUCGUGAUCCGAAGGUACCAAUUCAUUGCAGUAUCAAGCGAGCUUACCUUACUAUUUCCGCUCCCUUGCAUGUGUUGGAUCAUGUCGGCCAUGCUUGGGAUCUAUCUGCCCUCAGCGUACGACCCUCUCUGGUGCGAUUGUUUCCAGAAGAAGGGGGGUUGAAUCAGAUUGCAGAACUUGAGUUAUGGGACGAGAGUUUUCUCAACAUCAAAGGCUCUCUCAAGGAGCUAGACAUUGGUUUUGUCGCGGACUAUGAGAGGCCAUCACAUAGGCUCAAUUCUCUUCCGCUUCUUGAAGCACUGGAGCAUUUGUGUAUCGGAAUUCCCUUGUUGGCGGGGACGGAAAAGCUCUCCGAGUCACCGCUGAGCUCCCUACUUCCUCCCAAUCUAAAGACACUCAGGCUACACGAUUGGGUCACUGAAAAAUACUACGACAAGUACCUCCCCGGCCUCGACCAUCUUGAGAUGACUGAGGAUGAAGUUGAAGAUGGGCUCAAACCAUUGGUCAAGUUCCAGAAUGUGGUUUCCGCCUCUCUGCGAUAUUUCGCCCUGGCCUGUAGAAAUACCCAUCCUCACUUGCGGUCUCUCAUGAUCUUCGGCAUCCGCCCGAUGGAUAGUGUCGCCUUUCACUCAGCGAUGAGUAAAGAUGAGAAGACCAAAGAUGAGUUUUUCCGCGCCUACCGCGAAGUAGAGCUUAACGGCCCUGAGCCGGGACAGGUCGUUCGAGAUGGAGGCGAAAUCCGGGGUCUGUUUGCGCAAACGGGUGUGGUUUUUGAAGAGCUGUUUACUACACAGGAGUUUCAUUAUCCUUUUCGUGCACAAGUCAGUCGAUAUCAAUAA